UUAGAAGGACAACAAAAAUACAAAGCAACAAUUAAACGAUCAUCUACAAUAGAACUAGCACGAGCAACAAAUAAAUUGUCACAAAAAGAACUCGAAGCACAAAUUCAAGAAGCAAAGAAUAAGAUUCAAGACCUUGAAGCACAAAUUCAAGAAUCAAAGAAUAAGUACUCUGUUCUACAAAAAGAACUUGCCAAGUUACAACCUGAGAAGGUGGAAAACGAAGAAGAAAUUAAAAGAUUAAAAAUAGAAAUUAACGAAACAAUUGCUGCUAGAAAUCAAGUCGGGGGUAAUUUGCUGUUAACAAUCAAUAAAUUGAGGAAAAAAAAAAAGUGUGAAAAAAAUAGAAAAAUAGAUAAAAACUAG
This is a messenger RNA of Dentiscutata erythropus, 363 nucleotides long. The record is from the annotation of a GenBank genome assembly. NCBI's taxonomy places the organism in Eukaryota, Fungi, Glomeromycota, Glomeromycetes, Diversisporales, Gigasporaceae.